AUGGAUUCACGUUCACCAGAGCAUAGAUCAACGGUGGAGGAGGAGGAGGAAAAAAAUGGAGUGAGUGGUAAAGGAACGUGGAAGCACGCAGCUUUUCAUGUUGCCACCACAAUUGCUACUCCUGCAGCUUAUGCUCCCUUGCCCUUUGCUCUUGCUUCUCUUGGCUGGCCUCUCGGUGUGAGUAGCCUAGUGAGUGCAACACUAGCAACAUGGUACUCAAGCAUUUUGAUUGCUUCUUUAUGGAAAUGGAAUGGAGAUAAACAUCUUACCUAUAGACAUCUUGCACAAAGUCUUUUUGGAUUCCGGGGGUAUUGGUCUAUUGCCUUGUUCCAGCAAAUUGCUUCUUUGGGAAAUAACAUAGCUAUCCAGAUUGCAGCUGGGAGCAGCCUUAAGGCAGUUUACAAGCAUUAUCACUCAGAUGGAAAAUUGAGGCUACAACAUUUUAUUAUUUUCUUUGGAGUUUUUGAAUUAUUGCUCUCUCAACUACCUGAUAUUCACUCACUCAGAUGGGUUAAUGCAUUGUGCACUUUUAGUACCAUAGGAUUUGCUGGUACAACCAUUGGCGUCACAAUUUACAACGGGAAGAAGAUUGAUAGAACAUCAGUUAACUACAGUUUGCAGGGUAGUUCUGCAUCCAAGUCCUUCAAAGCCUUCAAUGCUCUUGGAACCAUAGCCUUUUCAUUUGGUGAUGCAAUACUUCCAGAAAUACAGAAUACGGUAAAAGAACCCGCAAAGAAGAACAUGUACAAAAGCAUAUCAGCAGCAUACACUGUGAUUGUUUUGAGUUACUGGCAGUUGGCUUUCUUUGGAUAUUGGGCUUUCGGAUCACAAGUCCAACCUUACAUUUUAGCUUCUCUAUCCAUUCCAGAAUGGACUGUUGUUAUGGCAAAUUUAUUUGCAGCUAUUCAAAUCUGUGGAUGCUUUCAGAUUUAUUGCAGACCAACUUACACCUAUUUUGAGGGAAGCAUAGAAUCCAACAAAUCUACAAGCCAUUUCCCUCUAAGAAGUCAACUGAUACGGCUUUUUUAUACUUCCAUAUACAUGACUCUUGUUACUCUUAUUGCUGCAGCUGUGCCAUUUUUUGGGGAUUUUGUGUCCAUUUGUGGGGCAAUUGGGUUUACUCCUUUGGACUUUGUGUUUCCUGCUUUAGCAUAUCUUAAAGCUGGAAACAUAACCAAAAACUCCAAACUUGGAAUUUUGAUGAAGCCGUUAAAUAUUGUAAUAGCUUCCUGGUUCUCACUUGUUGCUGUUUUGGGUUGUAUUGGUGCAGUGAGGGCCAUAGUGGAAGAUAUCAAGAACUAUAGGUUCUUCCAUGAUAUGUAA
This is a messenger RNA of Vicia faba (fava bean), 1323 nucleotides long. The record is from the annotation of a GenBank genome assembly. NCBI's taxonomy places the organism in Eukaryota, Viridiplantae, Streptophyta, Magnoliopsida, Fabales, Fabaceae.